ACAAAGGAAACAGGUUGCAUCAAGGCUGCUGCUCUCACUUCCUUCUGUGGGGAGAUACACACAUUGCCUGAAAAAGAACAAAGCCAGUGUGCACUCUGUCCCAGCAAAGAUGGGCAACUGGGUGGUGAACGAGGGACUCUCCAUCCUUGUUAUUCUUGUGUGGCUGGGGUUAAAUGCCUUCCUCUUUUGGUGGUACUACAGAGUAUAUGAUGUUCCAGUCAAAUACCACUAUAGCAGAGUGCUUCUUGGGUCUGCUUUGGCUUGGGCACGAGCACCUGCAGCCUGUUUGAAUUUCAACUGCUUGCUGAUUCUGCUGCCAGUCUGUCGAAACCUGCUCUCCUUCCUCAGAGGAUCCAGUGCGUGCUGCUCAACCCGUAUCAGGAGACAGUUAGACAGGAACCUCACGUUUCACAAAAUGGUGGCUUGGAUGAUUGCCCUUCAUACUGCCAUACACACCGUUGCACACUUAUUUAACGUAGAGAGGUGUGUGGAUGCACGUGUUGAAGCGAAAGGAACUAUUCAAGCUGCUCUCUCUGAUCUUGGUGACAAGUCAGAAGAAACCUAUCUGAAUUUUGUCCGAAAAAAAAUUCCGAACCCCGAAGGUGGCCUAUAUGUAGCUUUCACGUAUUUGGCAGGUCUCAGUGGUGUCAUCAUUACAUUGGCCCUUAUAUUAAUCAUCACAUCAUCCACUAAAACCAUUCGAAGGUCCUAUUUUGAAGUAUUUUGGUACACCCACCAUCUCUUUGUCAUCUUCUUUAUUGGACUUGUCAUUCAUGGAGCUGGCCGUAUUGUACGCGGACAGACAGCUGAGAGCUUGAAAGAGCAUGAUCCAAAAAUAUGUGAAAAGAACUUCACUCAGUGGGGAAAAAUACCGUCAUGUCCUAUCCCCCAGUUUGCUGGAAAUCCUCCUAUGACAUGGAAGUGGGUAGUGGUUCCUAUGAUUUUGUACUUCUUUGAGAGGUUGGUGCGAUUUUGGCGAUCACAGCAGAAGGUGGUAAUCACAAAGGUGGUCAAUCAUCCCUUCAAAACAUUUGAGCUCCAGAUGAUGAAAAAGGGCUUCAAGAUGGAAGUUGGGCAGUACAUUUUUGUCCAGUGUCCCACAGUGUCUCAUCUGGAGUGGCACCCUUUCACACUGACUUCUGCUCCUGAAGAGGAUUACUUCAGCAUUCACAUCCGUAUUGUAGGAGACUGGACAGAGGGCUUGUCCAGUGCCUGUGGAUGUGACAAAAAAGAAUUUCAAGAAGCAUGGAAAUUGCCAAAGAUACUUGUGGAUGGCCCCUUUGGCACAGCUAGUGAAGAUGUAUUCAGUUAUGAAACUGUGUUGCUUGUUGGAGCUGGAAUAGGGGUCACUCCAUUUGCAUCUGUACUCAAGUCUGUCUGGUACAAAUACUGCAAUGAUGCAACCAAUCUAAGACUCAAAAAGAUCUAUUUUUACUGGCUCUGCAGAGACACUCAUGCCUUUGAAUGGUUUGCUGACCUCUUGCAGUCUCUGGAGAAUCAAAUGCAGGAGAGGGACAAUGCAGGAUUUCUCAGUUACAACAUCUACCUAACAGGCUGGGAUGAAUCUCAGGCCACUCAUUUUACAGUACACCAUGAUGAAGAGAAAGAUGUGAUUACGGGUCUGAAACAGAAAACCUUGUAUGGCAGACCCAACUGGGAAAAUGAGUUCAAAACCAUUGCAAGUCAGCACCCAAGUUCCAGAGUAGGCGUCUUCCUCUGUGGUCCGGAAGCCCUGGCUGAAACACUCAAUAAGCAGUGUAUCAACAACUCAGAUGCUGAUCCACGAGGAGUACACUUCAUUUUUAACAAGGAAAACUUUUAACUCACUGGCUCUGACAGGAUACAGGAAUAGCUAAAUCCAAAAACUAAGAACUUGUUUCUUUUUCUGUUGGAAUUUGGAGAUUAUGGAUCGGAUUCUGAUCUCAGUUACACCAAUGUUAAGCCCUUUGCGUCAGUGGAAUUGCCCUGGAUUUACACUGGUGUAACUAUGGAUAUGUCUACACUGCACCGUUGUCGCCAAAACUUUUGUCUUUCUUGGGUCCUUUAAAAAGCCCACCCCCAAAGAAAGACAAAAGUUUUGCUGACGCAAGUGGCUGUGUGAGCAUGGCUUUGUUGGCAGGAGCGCUCUCCUGCCUACAAAGCUUAUGCCGCUUGUGGGGCUGGAAUUAUUUUGUCGGCAAAAGUGCCGACAAAAUACGGCAAAAGAGCGUUCACACACGCUGACUUUUAGCGACAAGGCUGUGUCAACACAGCCUUGUCGCUAAAAGCUGCACAGUGUAGACAAGCCCUAAGAAUCUGUUUGACCUUGGGUCUGUUUGCAUGGGCCUCCACAUUCUGAGCAAUUUAGCAGAAAUCUGUUCUUUGUGGGGUUUGUCUCAAUUACUGUCUUUAGCUUCCUGUCAUUUGUAAUGACUUCCUCAGGGUAUCGAUAGAGGUUGCAUCCUGGGGAGCCAGUUUACACUGAUGAUAGCUUAAUCCUAUGAAACAAAAAAGAGUUUUAGCAUAAUGCUUGCUACUUAACAUGCAGUUUAUUUUGGCUGCAGGAAUUUUCUGGAAGAAAGUCAAAUUUGGGGAGGGAUGAAUGGGACUUAGGCUAUGUCUACACUACAAAUUACUUUGGUAUAACUUACAUCGCUCAUGGUGGAUUAUUCACACCCCUAAACCAGUGGUUUCCAAACUUUUUUUCUGGGGACCCAGUUGAAGAAAAUUGUUGAUGCCCACAACCCAACAGAGCUGGGAAUGAAGGGUUUGGGGUGUGGGAGGGGCUCAGGGCUAGGGCAGAGGGUUGCAGUGUUGGGGGGAGGGCUGUGGAUUGGGGCUGGGAAUGAUGGGUUCAGGAUGUGGGAGGGGACUCAGGGCUGGGGCAGGGGGUUGGGAUGCGGGAGGGGGUCAGGGCUCUGGCCUGAGGGUGCAGGCUCUAGGGUGGGGCUGGGGAUGGGGAUGAGGGGUUUGGGGUGCAGGAACAGGUUCCAGGUUUGGGGGGGGCUCAGGGCCGGGGCAGGGAAUUGGAGGGCAGGGUUGGGGUGUGAACUUACCUCCGGCGGCUCAGCAGCGCAGCUAGGGUGCAGAGACAGACUUCCUGGCAUCAUGGACUGCGCUGCGCCCCAGAAGCGGCCAGCAGCAGGUCUGGUUCCUAGGCGGAAGCACACAAGCGGUUUUGCACGACUCUCGCCUGCGGUCACUGCCCCCGCCCCCGCCGUUCCCAUUGGCCAGUUCCCAGCCAAUGGGAGUGCGGAGUCAGUGCUUGGGGUUAGGGCAGCACAUGGAGCCCCAUGGUCUUCCUGCCUAGAAGCCAGACCGCUGCUGGCCACUUCUGGGGCACAGUGCAGUGUCAGAAAAGGUAGGCACUAGCUUGCCUUAGCUGGGCAGCACUGAUGACGGGACUUUUAACGUCCCGGUCGGCGGUGCUGACCAGAGCAAGGCAACCCAGCACCUUACAUGUCACAACCCAGUAAUGGGUCGCGACCCACAGUUUGAAAAACAUUGCCUAAGCGACAUAAGUUACACUGACGUAAGUGCAAGUGUGGACAGCGCUAUGUCAGUGGGAGAGCUUCUCCCUCCUGCCAACAAAGCUACUGCCUCUCCUGGAGGUCGGAGUUACUAAGCCAACGGGAAAACUCUCUCCCAUCAGCUUAGAGCAUCUUCACUAGAAGCACUACAGCGGCAUAGCUGCAUCAGAGCUGUAGUGUAGACAUAGCCUUACCCAAAAGAGAGAUUCUCGGAAAAACAACUCUCUGUUGCUCAAGUAGGCAAAAGGAAUGUACAGAUGAUUAUGCUGUCGCUACAUAUUUCUUGUGUUUUAAAGGAACUGAAUUAAAUUGUAAGCUCUUUGAAGCAGA
This is a messenger RNA of Chelonia mydas (Green sea turtle), 3839 nucleotides long. RefSeq names its product cytochrome b-245 heavy chain (gene CYBB). Lineage: Eukaryota; Metazoa; Chordata; Testudines; Cheloniidae. The transcript is spliced from 14 exons. The record is from RefSeq and is a predicted model, not a curated record. Gene Ontology annotation, cellular component: plasma membrane; NADPH oxidase complex. Gene Ontology annotation, biological process: superoxide anion generation; defense response. Gene Ontology annotation, molecular function: superoxide-generating NAD(P)H oxidase activity. The coding region runs from base 110 to 1822 and encodes 570 amino acids.